GGACCGCCGAUGGUACGAGGACUUCUGAGAUCACUGCUUCAAACGUAUCAAUGGGGACGAACCGGACUGCGGUUGAAGCUGUCACUGUUACGCAGUAUUUGGCGGGCGCUGGUGCAACGGCGACAGGGAGCACCACUCAGCCACCAGAGACCUCGAGGAUACGGGCUCUGAUAACAAAGGCCCUGCCAACCGUGAGCGGCAGACUCAUGCGGCGGCUGCUUCAGGCUGACAUAUCUGCAGAAUGCAGCCUCGGCGUGCUCCACUUUAUGCGCGCCAUCCAGACGCUCGAGCCAUGGGCCUUCAGACUGGUGGACGCGACGGCUAAAUAUCCGACAGGCCUCCUGCAAGCAUCCACGGCCAAUUUGGGAGCCUACGACGAGUGCAUAGAAACUGUAGCGAGGGAUGAGUACGGAAUCGAGAAGGCACGCGGACAAUACUGCAACGUGCAUCUCUCCAUUGGAGAAGACAGCCCCAUCAUCAGCGAGAUCAUGCCAGCGGUAAUGCUCUCGCACAAAAGGACAAUAAAUUUCACGGAGUACAUGACUGAUGAAAGACUGCCUGGGCUACGUCUGGGGAUAUGCUUCAUCGCCGCCUGCAGCGAGCAGGACCUUUCGAACAUCGGUCGCAGCUUAAUAGGGCCUUCUACCAGAAUUACUGUGAAGAACUGCGUCACAAGUGUGGACGGCGGCAUAACCAGCACUCAGGCCUGGAUCUUAACAUGUUUAGCCCUUCUUGUAACUGCAGUUGUUGCUGCAACAGCCUUCGAACUAUUCACAAACAAAUGGGACAUUAAACGAAAGAACGCGGUCCCUUACAAAUGCGUCGUAGCAUUCUCAGUACUGACAAACACUAAAAUAAUCCUGAAGGUCAACGACGACAAGUGUUCGGAUAGCUACGCCUACCGCUUUGUACAUGGCAUCCGGUUCCUGAGCAUUUUCUGGAUUUGCCUAGGACAUUCCUAUGCAAUCAUCACGGAAAACAUAACGAGGCUGCUGAACGCUCUGCAUUAUUUCGAACGUUGGGAAACAAUGAUCGUAACGGCUGGCUACCAAGGCGUGGACAGUUUCUUCUUUUUCAGCGGAUUUCUGCUCUACUUUGUGCUCAGGAAACAGAAGCACGAUCAACUGGUCGUCGCUGUGGUGGCUAUUAUCCGACGAUUUAUUAGGUAAGUAGAGCCGCUAACAAACAUGAUCCGAACUAAUAUGAAGCUUUACGCAUGAAGG
This is a messenger RNA of Rhipicephalus sanguineus (brown dog tick), 1223 nucleotides long. RefSeq names its product nose resistant to fluoxetine protein 6-like. The transcript is spliced from 8 exons. Lineage: Eukaryota; Metazoa; Arthropoda; Arachnida; Ixodida; Ixodidae. The coding region runs from base 51 to 1169 and encodes 372 amino acids. The record is from RefSeq and is a predicted model, not a curated record.